AUGAAUGCGCAGGGAGGAUCUGGGACAGGCUAUGGUACCAGUUUCGUUGCUUUUCCAAAUGAUAUCACGCUAGCUGAUGGAACUACCACCGACUGUGGCCAACAUUAUACCGUUGUAUCGGGUGACAGUUGUGUAUCGGUCUUGGCCCAGGCAAAUACGCCGUUCAACUUGGUCAUGGCUGCGAAUCCUUCCAUCACAUCCGCGGCGGCCUGUGACGGAGAACUGAAAGUUGGAGUUACAUAUUGUAUUUACCCUAUGAGUGGCUUCAAUGCGACAGACAUAAAUGGCAACUUGACCAUUUCGACGAAUGGACUAUGUGGCAAUGGCACCACCUGUCUGGGAUCAUCGUUCGGAGACUGCUGUUCUAUCUCCGGGUAUUGUGGCAGCACCGCAGACUAUUGCACGGCCGGUCUCUGCGAUUCUUCCUACGGCCGAUGUGUUUCAGGCAACCCUAUCUCCCUAGAUGGUCUUUGUGCGUCGCGGUCAUCAACCAAUGCGACAUGUGUCGGAAGCCAGUUUGGGUCUUGUUGCUCGCUUGAUGGAUAUUGUGGUGAGACAUCUGACUACUGUACCUACAAGUCAUGCCAGAGUGCAUUCGGAAACUGUGAGGAAGCACCCCCGGUCAGUUCUGACGGAUUAUGUGGUGUCCUCUCUUCGGUCAACGCCACUUGCGCUGGUAGUUCGUUCGGGGACUGUUGUUCGAUCAACGGAUACUGUGGGAGCACGUCUGACUACUGUGCCUAUAACAGCUGCCAAGCAGCAUUUGGUACUUGCGAACUUGCGAUGCUGGACCUACCAUCAGUUCGGAUGGCCUGUGUGGAGCAAUGUCUUCUUCUAAUGCAAUUUGUGCGGCUAGCGCUUUCGGGGACUGCUGUUCAGUUAAUGUUACUGUGGAAGCACUGA
This is a messenger RNA of Aspergillus neoniger CBS 115656, 903 nucleotides long. RefSeq lists its product as uncharacterized. Gene Ontology annotation, molecular function: chitin binding. The transcript has a single exon. The record is from RefSeq and is a predicted model, not a curated record. The coding region runs from base 1 to 903 and encodes 300 amino acids. Lineage: Eukaryota; Fungi; Ascomycota; Eurotiomycetes; Eurotiales; Aspergillaceae.